CUAGCGAGGAGAGCGGUAGUCCGCACAAUGAACAUUUGUGCACUUCGAAUAUAGUUUUCUCCAGUGCUACCCGCCCACUCGCGUUUUGUUAUUUCCCCCCCCCCCUUAUAAACAGUUGUAAUUCACAUUAAAACUCAGCUUCGUAUCUAUCGUAUAGACACGAGAGACUAGAAAAAUCCUCAAAAAAGCGAGGAUGUUGGUCCCCGCGGGAAGAUAAUGAAGAGGUUGCGCGUUUUGUUGGUGUGCCUCAUUGUAGCUCUGUGCUGGUCCCCCGGUCACCAUGUGUGUUGUUCAGAGCAGAUCUCGUCAGGAGAAGGUGCGUCUGCUGGUCAGGACCACCUCCACCAGGAACCCGACACCACGGACCGCCAGGUCACGGAGGAGUGGACGACACUCACCCACUCGUCCUACGACGUGGGACUGGAGACGGAGAGGACUGCUUUAGAGGAGCCCUCGACACACAACACACACCACGACAACCAUGACCAGACUGUGAAUCCAGAAGGGGCUGUGGUUGAGGUGGCCUGGUCUGAGCCAGAACCUGACGCCCCCGAGCCUGCUGCCUCUGAGCCAGAACCUGACUACACUGACCCCCCGCCCCACCCAGGCCCCCCGCCCCACACCCAGGACCAGCCCCCUCCAUCCCCCCAGGCCUCCACCCCUGCCCCAGCCCAGGGCCAAGCCCAGCCAGACCCCCCGGCCCCAGCCGAGACUCCCAGAGAUGUCCCUGCAGAGCCCAGCCCAGACUCGACCCCUGACCUCCAGGAGGAUGGCCAACACACACCUACCUCACUCACCUCCAGCCAGACCCCUGUCAGUGCAGUGUGGGUUGCCAGUGCUGGAGAUGAACCCCCCGUAGAAAGAUUUGUCUCUGCCGAGCCCUCUGACUCGCAGUGUGGGGUGAUUCCCCCCAAACUGGCAACUUGUGAAUCCCCUCCUUUUGGCGUUCCUUUCCCCAGAGCGGAUGUGGACCCUGUAGAACAGCGGCUCCUGGAGCAGGGCCAGGGUUCUGAUCCGGAGGUUGAAGCUCCGCCUCCUCCAGGCCCUCUGGACCAGGACCUGAUCCAGGACCUGCCUGAGCUGGACCAGGGGGGCAACACCUCCCUCUGGCACCAAGACGCACAGGAGGCGGAGGCCAAUGGGUCCAGGGAGACGGACCCCUCAGUGCCCAGUAAAGAGGACAUCCCCACCUUCGACGAGUGGAAGAAGAAAGUGAUGGAGGUGGAGAAGGAGAAAAGUGAGUCGCUGCACACCUCCACCCAUGGCACCCCUCGCCCGGUGAAGAAGGUCCAGAAGAACUUCAAGAACAACUACGCGUCUGUCGAGUGUGGAGCCAAGAUCCUGUCAGCCAACACCGAGGCCAAGAGCACGUCCUCCAUCCUCAUGGAGAACAUGGACCUGUACAUGCUCAACCCCUGCAGCAACAAAAUCUGGUUUGUGAUAGAGCUCUGUGAGCCCAUCCAGGUGAAGCAGCUGGACAUCGCUAACUUUGAGCUCUUCUCCUCCACACCUAAAGACUUCCUGGUCUCCAUCAGUGACAGGUACCCCACCAACAAGUGGGUGAAGCUGGGCACCUUCCACGCCCGUGACGAGCGGACUGUCCAGAGCUUCCCAUUGGACGAACAGCUCUACGCUAAAUACAUCAAGAUGUUCAUCAAGUACAUAAAGGUGGAGCUUCUCUCACACUUUGGAUCAGAACACUUCUGUCCCCUCAGUCUCAUAAGGGUGUUUGGCACCAGCAUGGUGGAGGAGUAUGAGGAGAUUGCAGACUCCCAGUACCCAUCAGAGAGGCUGGAGUACCUGGACGAAGACUAUGACUACCCCCCAGGGUACCAGCACUCGGAGGACAAGUCCUCUAAGAAUCUACUGGGCUCUGCUACAAAUGCCAUCAUCAACAUGGUCAACAACAUAGCUGCCAACGUGCUGGGGGCCAAACCUGAGCUGGAGGGGGGGGCCCCAAUAGAAGCCAACGCAUCGACAGAAGCCCAGAAUGAGACAGGGGAGAGGGCUGAGGUGCAGCUCACCUCCACCCUUACCUCCACCCUCACCAGCAGCUCUGCAGAACCUGAGGCUGAUGUGACGGAGCCCCCCGCCCCCCAGGAGGACCCAGAGCCCCCCUCCUCCUCCGCCUCCCCCACGCCUCCCCCCUCCUCCCCCGACCCCUCCGAGGACAGAAAGAUCGUCACCCUGGUGGAGGAAGAGGAGGAGCCCAGGCAGUCCACUGUCACCUUGAUGGAGGAGGAAGAGGAGGAGGAGGAGGAGGAGAGGAGGAAGGUGAGGAGUCGCGAGGCGUGGCAGAGGGAGAGCCGGCUGUACUGUCCCCUCUCCUCCGUGCCGUCCCUGUCCUCCGUGUCGUGCGUGGCCACUCUGACGGAGCUUCUGCAGCGCCGCUGCUCCGCCCGCCUCGCCCGGGAGCGCAAGCCGCCACGCCCCCGCCACCACGCACCCGCCGACCCCCCCAGACACGCCCCCUCCGACUCGCAGACCCCCGCCCCCUCGCUCGCACCCGCCCCUGCUGUCCCCGCCCCCACUCCCACCCAGAAGCGCCCCUCCCUCACGGAGCAGGUGUCCGAUCUGGACGCGGCCCCCGAGGGCAAGCCCCCCUCCGAGGGUCCCUCCCCCCCCACGCACUCCGCCACCCUCCCCCCGGACACGGAGACCCCCGAGACCCCCAUCCUGCUGGAGCCCAGCCGCACCUCCACCAUCCCCCCCCACAGCUUCUCCCAAGCCUCCCUCAGCCAGCCCACCCCCACCCAGGAGGAGACCCCCCUGCCCCCCGUCAAAGACCUGGCCCUGGACCUGGCCCCCCCUCCGGUCCUCCAGGGUGUCUCGGUCCCCGAGACCCAGCAGGCCAGCAGUGCCACUCUGACCCCCAGCCCCAGCACCCCGCUCCUGGCCCCCGCCUCCGAGACAGCCUCCCCCCACCUGGAGCUCCCCCUGCCCCCCCUGAAGGAGCAGCCCAUCCAGCCCCUCCCCACGGCAACCAGGCCCGCGGAAAUCCCCCCCCCCACAGAGCUGCCCCCAGCCCCCCCCCAGCCCGACACAGCCUCUGACUCUACCAGACCUGGGGGGGAGGGUGGGGACAAACAGAACCAGGGCCCAGGGGAGCAGGCGGAUGCUCUUACCCAGGCCUCGGAUCCCCAUCGUGGGGCGGAGGAAACCGUGGAGGACCUCCUGCUGGGUGGAGGGAACGGGAACAUCCACCGGACGGCCACGGACUUUUACGCCGAGCUGCAGAGCGCCGGGGACGUGGGGGGAGGAGGGGGGAACGGGGGCCUGAACGGGGGGGCGGUCCACGGCUCCAGCCAGAAGGAGAGUGUCUUCAUGAGGCUGAACAACAGGAUCAAGGCCCUGGAGAUGAACAUGAGCCUGUCCAGCAGGUAUCUGGAGGAGCUCAGCCAGAGGUACCGUAAGCAGAUGGAGGAGAUGCAGAGAGCGUUCAACAAGACCAUCAUCAAACUGCAGAACACCUCACGCAUCGCUGAAGAGCAGGACCAGAGACAGACUGAGUCCAUCCAGAUGCUGCAGAGCCAGCUGGAGAACGUCACCACACUCAUGCUGAACCUCACCGUCUCGGUCGUCCAGUUACAGAGAGAGGUGUCGGACCGGCAGAUCUACCUGGUGGUGUGUCUGUGUCUGGCUCUGUGUCUGGGGCUGUUCCUGUGUCUGCAGUGCUGCAGGAGCCCCGCCCCCAGCCCACAUACCUCCUCUACAGCCCUGCCCAAGAGCACCCACUACCCUAGCCCCAAGAGGUGUUUCUCCUCCUAUGAUGACAUGAGUCUGAAGCGCAGGGUGUCCUGUCCUCUCGUCCGCUCCAAGUCCUUCCAGAUGACCUCCACAGAAGUAGGUCCCGAUGACUUGUACAUUGUAGAACCUCUAAGGUUUACUCCAGAGAAAAAGAAGAAGCGUUGUAAAACACGGGCGGCAGAGCGGCCCGAAUUCCUGAAGGCCCCCGACUCUCCGUCCCCGCUCGCCAACGGGGCGCCCAAGUGCAACGGCUUCCACGCCGCCCUGCCUCCUCCUCCCCCUCCUCCCCCUCCCCCUCCUCCCCCCCUCCCCUCCUCUGUGGAGGAGGUGUCCUUCUCCUCCUACUCCUCCCGGGACUACCCCUGGGAGAGCAGCAGCUCCUCCACUCACUCUGAGGAGUCCUACACCGGCCGCCUCCACACUCCCUUCUUCCCCCCCAUCUCCCACGGCCUCUACAACGGACACCCCCCGCCCCCGCCUCUCCCCCCGCCCCUCCCCCUGCCCCUCCCCCCCUCCAAGUCCCGGCAGGAGAAGCGCUCUGUGAAGCGCCGGCGGUCGCGGCAGGCCGAGCUGCAGUUCCCCUCCGUGCAGCCGGGGGGCGGCGUGGAGUCUCUGCCCACGCUGCAGCAGCUGAUGAAGGGAAACAAGGAGAUCAGUGUGGGGACCAUAGGAGUGACAGCGGUCACUGGAAACGUGUGAAAUACACACACACACACCUGCAUAUGAAUAUACACAUUUAUUUGAUUUUAGAUGCACACAAAGCGAUUUUUUAUUUUAUUUUUACUACAAAGUUCAGACUCACUUUGAUGUAUACUCACUUGACCACACACACACACGUGCUGACUCAUCGUGGGCAGAAUGGAAGGUGUGGUCUGGCCACAUCUCCUAUCAGUAACUAGGCCCACAGGGGGAGCUCAGACGCCAUGGCAACAGUUGCCCGGCAUCAGCCGCCCCUCCUCAGACAUUACCCCCCCACCAAUCAGAAACCUCUCUGCGGUCAUGUGCCUUUUUAUAUGUUAUAGAGCUUUUACCUGUUACAGAAACAGAAACUCGAAGGAUUGUGUUUUUUUUUCUUUUAGAAGUGACAAAGACAAUAUGGUGGGAUGUAAAGUCAGGAGGACAAAAGACGUGUGACAUACGAGUGAGCUGUUUUUCUACUGGACAAGCACAUUGCUCCAUCAGAGUUUGGCGUCAGCAGGCCACAUCCAACUCCGGUGCCCAGAGAGGAGAGGUGCUAGCGGGGCAGAGCUUCCACUCCAGUCCCCUGCCUCUCCUCGGGCCUCCGGAGGUACGAAGCUGCUCCUACGAAUGAAAUGAAUCGUACUGAGAGAACUGUGCAGCACGACAAGCAACUUUUCUAACCCCUCCACCCCUCCCUCUCGUUCUCCACCUGUCCUACACAUUCACAUUCUGUCCAUUUGGAUGUUCAGAGCUAACACUACCACAGUCGUUUGUAUGGGACCAGGGUGUCAACACUUCACACCCUCAUCUCUCUGUCCACCACCUCCUACCCAGGCAACACAGCUGAAUGAAGACGCACUCUAAAAGGUGUUUGUGUGUGUGUGUGUGUGUGUGUGUAUGAGACACCCACAUCCCUCCACCUCUAGCGCAGUAACAGGAGAAGGAGUCUGUCAGUCCUGACAAUGGUUUACUGGGUGUGGUUUAAUGAUCCUCUCACACAUCACUCAUACCUUCACGUGUAGUUAGGGCUGGGCCCAAACCACACACACAGCCACACACACACACACACACACACACAAGAAAAGGGAUUGUUUACUGUAAAGGCUGUAGUCACAUGGGUGCACGGUGCAGCUCUGCUGCGUUCGUUCUGUUUUGCACAUCCUGUAUAGGAGCUGGGAGGGGAGCCGGCGUCUGUUAGUCGUCGUCGUCGUCAUAGCGAUCGGUUUGGUGUGAAGACGUUAGUGCGUUUUGGUUUGAGCACUCUCUUUCACACACACACUCAUACUCGUACACACACUCAUACUCACACACACACACACAACCCUGGUAGACGGCGUUCCCAGGGUGGGCCGGAGGCGUAGCUUGGCCUCCCUGUUCUGAGGGAGACGAGCGCCCAGGGACCUGGUCUCUCUGCUGUCUCUCCAGGGAAGUGGUCCCUCUGCCGUCUCGCCCCUGUUCUCCUGCGGAAGGCGCUAGGGGGCCGGUUUUAUUUAUCUAUUUAUUUAUUUAAAAGCCUCCCCAGUUGUGUUCUGCAGGUUAAACUGGUCUCUUGCCCCCGUAGCGCCCCUUUCCUUCUGCUCGCGAGCCCCCAGGGUAUGCACACACACACACACACACACACACACACACACACACACACACACACACACACACACACGGUCUCAGAUCAUGGGUAGGACAGGUGCACACCUCGGUACAGACAUAUGGGAGGGUCUUCACAGGCUCAGUCCAGCUGGACCGCAUGUUCUGUGGAGCCUCUGUGUGCCUGGCCUCUACUGUCUGCCCGGCCUCUACUGCGGCCCCUCUAGCCUCGCUCGGCUUCGCACAGGCGGCCCCCAAGGACGACUGUAUUCCUCAGAGUAGAACUGUACGUUACGUUUGAUGACUGAAUUUUGGUGACGACCUUACUGGACGGAUAUCUGACACCAGUCAGACUGUAUAAUCGAGCUCUCACUGGGUCAGACUGGAGGACUGGAAACGCUGUUUUUGUUGUUUUGGGACAGAAUCAUUGUACGAUAAGGGAGCAGGUGGAGUUUGAGUGGGCUGUGUGUGUGUGUGUGUGUUUGUCUCUUCUUGGUAUUGAUUUGCACAUAACAGAUCUGAAGGUUAAAAAUCGAACGAUUAUAAUUAUGACUUUUUUUUUUGUUGCAGAUGUGAAUCUUCGUGUUCUUGAUAUUCAGAAGUGAAAAGGAAAUCAGGGAUACGUAUGUUGUGUGUGUGUGUGUGUGUGUGUGUGUGCUCUGACAGGCUGUGUUCAUGACUGGGUAGGAGAGUGUUGUUCUGAGAGAAAGGGAGCAAGAACUCUGUAACAUGACAUCACACUCCUUCCUUGGCUCUGAUUACCUCUCCCCCUUCCCUCCCCCCGCACCCCUCCAUCCCCCUCACAUCUCUCACUAUGACCUGGCCUGGCCAGCAGGAAUCUAUGAUAGAGAACUGUUUUUACUCCAACUCUUUUAACUAACCACUGCUGCUCCGGCUAGCAGACACACCUAACCCUCAUCGGACCACAUCUGUUCUUCUGACUAGUUCUUCUCUCUCUUCUUCUCUCCUUUUCUCUCUUCUAUUGUCCAUUGAGUCGUGUCAUCAUUUUUGUUCAAUCGUUUUUUACUGUACGCAUGCUGGGUGAAGCACGAGGAGGGGCGGAGGGCUGAUAAAGGGACCGUUCGGAACGUUUGGAGUUUGGAACGCGCCAUUCUAAUGUGAUUUUACGUGUUCCACGGACCCAGCGAAUCAAAACCCUCUUUUUGUAUGAAAUGUUUGUUUUUUUGCGUAUAAAUACAUUCUUGUAUAUGAGUGCUUGUGGUCGCGUGUGCAUGCGAGAGUUUUUCUAUGUCCUCUCUGUCUGUGUGGAAGGAGAAAGACUACUUUUGAUUAAUCUGCGUAUCCUGUGAGACAGUGGUUCACGAGAAGGCCUCGCGAGCCCUCCUAGGAGCCCAGUAUGCACUUUGUAACUCCUCAAGCCUUUUGUUUUAAUUUUUCUAUACUACCUUGUACGUCAAGUGCUUUCUUUAUAAGCUUCUCUUGCGCUCUCGUGUUUCUAUCUUUGUCUCUCUAUCUCUCUCUUUCUUUCUCUCACUCUCUCUGAGUACUCAGAAAAAAGAACUGCACAGUAUUUAUGAGCGGGAGUGAGUGUAACUACGAAAAUGUAGUGCCAUUAGAAACUGUGAAUUUCUAAAUAAAACAUUUUGUUGUCUUUCA
This is a messenger RNA of Osmerus eperlanus (European smelt), 7626 nucleotides long. RefSeq names its product SUN domain containing ossification factor (gene suco). The record is from RefSeq and is a predicted model, not a curated record. Gene Ontology annotation, biological process: protein folding in endoplasmic reticulum; regulation of bone remodeling. The coding region runs from base 217 to 4446 and encodes 1409 amino acids. The transcript has 24 exons. Gene Ontology annotation, cellular component: cytoplasm; membrane. Lineage: Eukaryota; Metazoa; Chordata; Actinopteri; Osmeriformes; Osmeridae.